Molecule: messenger RNA, 1203 nt
Organism: Lolium perenne
Lineage: Eukaryota; Viridiplantae; Streptophyta; Magnoliopsida; Poales; Poaceae
Source: RefSeq, a predicted model, not a curated record
UGCAAAAUCAGAGUGGCCACUCCUACCUGUCAGGAUUAGAUUUGGGAUUCGUGGAGCGGACCAAGCGCGCGCGCUCCCCUUCUCUCUCCUCCCCGCCUCGCUCCCGCCACGGCCCCAGAUGGCGACGGCCACCGCUUCCACGUCCCUCCGCCCGCCGCCGUCUCCGUCCCCGCCUCGGCUUGCGGAUUCGCUGCGCCAGUGGUGCUGGGGGAUCCCCGCGCAUUCUUCUCGGAGGAGAGCUUUCCACGCGCAUCGACGGAGGCGGAACACUUUGUUAUGCGCAGCCGUUAAAGGUCCUGAAGAAUCCUUCAAGAAGACAAUUGAAGUGGAUAGGCUGAUUGAUAUGCUGAGAGACGCAAAUCCCACAGAGCUUGAUCUAAUAGUGGUUGAAAAUAUUCUAGCAUUUAGCGAGGGUUUCUGGGUUCGGCUGGCUGCUAGGAUUGAUCUGUGCAAAUCCGAUGAUGACAAAAAAGAUUACGAAGAACUAGCCGAGAAUAUUAUGAACAUAGUUGACCGUGUCGUCCACAAGACUGAUGAAAAGAUUGAACAGUCAACUGAUGUUCUGAAGGCAAUUAUUAGUCCUGUUAUGCAAGAAGGAGAAGAAGUGAUGUGGCCACCAAGAAAUCCAGAGGCUCUCAAAUUGAUGGAGAAAGAAAUAUCAAAUAGAGAAAAAGAAGGACAGCUAGAUGAGAGUUUUCUGUCAGAAGUUAAUGCCCAGCUGAGGCAAGUCAAAGGUGAUGGAGAUAAGCCAGGGCUUCAAGUAAUGCUCCAAAAGGUGUUGCAACUAUAUGCUUCCAACUUUCUCCGAAAGCGCAGUUACGCUCAUAAAGGGGGAGAGGUUGUAGUGCCUGAAAAGUUUCUUGAAUCGAUAAUAGAGGCUCCAGAAAAUGACUGGAACAAGCUGUUGCUUGAUGGACUUACAGUUGGAAAGGGAGAUAUUUCACCUGAAGAAUUUCAUGCUGUUACCAAGAAGAGAAUUGAGAGAAUCUUGAUUCGUACGGAAGGUGGUUCUUAUCAGCAACGGGUACUUGUUGAGUAUAUAAAAGAGAUACAAGCUAGAGCAGAGGAAAUAGUGAACCGGCUUCAAGGACCAGCUGUGUAACGUUCAUGGUAUAUUGCUGUAACCUGUGAAUUCGUUUUAUAGUAGUAAUGUAACUUCAAGAAUCCAUCAUACUCAAUAAAGGACGAAAGAAUGAUUCUAUA